AUGAGCCCCUACAGCGGCUCGACAGGCGAUCUCAUGACCAUGGUUGAGCCAGCACUUGCGGCAGCCACCCAAGACAUCGAGAGCAGCAACACUUUGCCAGGCUACCGGCUCAAUGUUCUUUUGGUGGAUACGAAAUGCUCGGAAAGGGAGGCGACCCUGGCAACAGUUUCGGCAAUGUCCACCGGCGUGACGAAACAUGUCAUAUUUGGUGACUCCUGCAGCUCUGCAUGCGAAGCUAUCAAUGAUGCAGCUUCCUUCUUCAAUGUUCUUCAGGUCGGGCCGGGUUGCACUUCGACAAGCUUGAGCGAUUCCGUUCGGUACCCGUAUUUCACACGCAUGGCACCGUCCUAUCGUUUCAAUAUCUUGGCUGUUCACGAGUUCCUGAAGCUGAUGAACUUCCACAGAGUUGGCGUUGUGCACGGUUACAACUCCAUAAAUAUCCUUGCGAAGGACUCGUUUCUGGAGUUGGUGGCUGCAGACGUGGCUGCCGGGACUUAUGCAUGGGUGAUUCUACAUACCAGCGCGAUCACCAGCCAGGGCAACAUUCCUGAUGCUGAAGCAGCUUUGUCCGCGAUCCAGCGGACUGAUUCCCGAAUCAAUUUCGUGGCAUUGUACGCAGACACUGGUUCCAUGUUGUUAUGUCAAAGUCACAAGAGAAGUAUGUUCUCCCCAGACUACAUCUUCAUUGUGGCUUCUGGCUGGUGGAAUCCGGGAUUCAUUCUGGAGCGAGCUGGUGCCGCUGACUGUCCUUGUACAGCGGAGGAAUUGCGCAGUGCAGCAUAUGGUAUGCUUGCGCUUGAUCGCGGGCCCAUGCAAAAAACGACGAGCAUCCAUGCCCUCUCUGGGCGUACCCUUGCCGACAUCUAUGCAGGUUAUACCGCAGAAUGCAUGGGCUUCGCAAAUGGCAAUGGCCCUUGCAACCAUCAGUGGGCAGCAUACUUCUAUGAUGGCUUGUGGUUAAUUGCACAUGUCCUGCACGUCUACUUGGUGGAUGGGGGGAGGUCUGUUUCAGACUUGCGAACUGCAGAUUCGCGUCAAGCCCUGUACGAUCUGUCGCUCUCCAUAGACUUCAUGGGUCUUACCGGGCGGGUACGGCAGUUCAAUUCAGUCAAUCCGGUGACAUCACCUCCUUCACAUGGCGAUCGCGACGGGAUCAUCCUUUUCCGCCAGGUGGUUGGAACCUUUGAUAAUGCCUUCAACGAGUUGGCCUAUCGGACAGAUGCCGGGAUCGAGUUCAAGGAGGACAUCGUUUGGAGCCCUGCCCCAUCACACCGUCUCACCUGCAACACUGGUGUUUGCGAUUUUUCUUCUGGGCAUUUACCCAAAGAUCGCGGAGACAGCUGCCCGGAUGGAACAGUGUUCGUGACCGAGCUGGGCUGCACCCAGUGCCCAGAGGGUGAGUAUUCAACUGGAGGGAUGCAGCAAUGUGCUGAAUGUCAGCCGGGCUUCUUCGCAAAUGCGCCUGGAAAAGCACAAUGCAGUCCAUGCGGUGCUGGCACAAAGGCGCCUUUCCCCCGAGCAUCAACGUGUCAGGAUUGCCCUGCAGGUCAGUAUAUGGACAUGCAGGGCGCGUCCGAAUGCAAAAGGUGUCCAAUCGGGAGCUAUGCAGACCAAGAGGGCCAACAUCAAUGCACCAUGUGUCCGCCGGGGCAGACCACGAGUUUUGAGGGCGCGGCAGAAGUCUCCGUGUGCGUUUGUGACGGCUUCUACUACCAGCAACAAUGCAUCCAAUGUGCCUUCGGAACGCGCUUUGAAGCUGGUGCCUGUGUGAAAUGUGAUCGGACGCUGGUCUGCGAGAAUGGCUUGGUCACAGGUAAUGCGACCACAGACGAGGAAUGGAGCAUCACUAUCGAUAUCGCUGGGCGGCAACGUACACUGUCCCAGAUGAUGACCAAUGAGUUCCUGUUGGUGACCCUCGGAAUCGAUGUGGAGAAGCACAAAGCUGUAAUGAGGCAGAGGAUGGACCUGUUUGCAGUGACCCUUGGUGACCUCAAUGUGGGAAACCCGGAGCUGAAGAUCAUCCCAGCCCCCACCGAUGAUGUACGGGAAGCCAUCGAGACCAGGCUGACAGACGUAAAGGUGUCAAUGUAUGCAUUGCUGAACGACAAUGUGGACCUGCCCACGGUGGAUCAACCUACCCUCUAUUCUUUGUACCUUCAAAACCAGGAGCUUUUUGAUCUCUCCAAUGAUUUGGUCAACCUGCUUGUCGAUGCAGCACAGUCAGCAGGAGCUCGCCUCAAUGGCUUGCUUGCAAACACCGCGGGGCGCCAGCGGUCUCUCAUCCAGAAGAUGCUGAAGAAUGUCUUGUUCAUUGCGAAGACAGUUGAUGUGCAGUCUAACGUGGACGAGCUUCGCCGCAAUCUCGAUGUUUUCGAAGCGAGCCACAGCGCUAUUCUCAGAGGUGCAGAGUGGGCAGGGAUUCCCCAACUGACCAGCAUGUGCACCAUCCAUCAAAUGAAGGAGGUCACGUACUACUACCAGGAGGUCCGGGGUUUGGCCCGGAAUGUAUUCAACGCGCAGUCGCAGGCUGAAAGCAUCAACACCGCAGGGAUGGUGGCAAGGAACAUGUCCGGCUAUGUUGACCCGCUCGCUGUUGCCAUGAGCGCGGCGGUGCAGCUCUACGUGAACGAUCCCGGCGAGUGUCAGCCUCUCCUCACGAUCACAGACAGUGAGUGGACCAAGAUGAUCAAUGGCCUCUCUGAGCAGCGCAUCACCAGCCAGAAGAUUGCCCGGCUUUACAUGCAGGUGGCCAACAAUGUCAUGGUCGAACAAAGCAAGGUAGAACUUGCCGUGGAGGUCACCAGCAACACGCAGAAACUGACGGACUUACUGGAGGGCAGCCAAGCCACAGGCAUGCCUGCACCCCCUACACAGGACAUGGUGGACGGAUUUGUGGCUGUUUCAACUGAGUGGUCCAUGAUGUCGGUCGUGUUCAAUGAGGCGAUCAGUCUGGAUGUGAUCCCAGCAGUUGAUGUGGCCCGGAUUGCCAUUUUGACCGUCGCGUACCAGACGGAGAUGUACAGCUUGCUAAGUGAAGUGGAGGAAGCAGCUAUCCAAGCAGGCAGUACACGGCCACUGCUCCUCCUUGAUGUGACUUCGAAGCAGUUGGUCCGCUUGCAGGAGAUACCGAGAGAUGCUGCCUUGAUCCACUAUGGUUAUGAGGUGGCCUCGACCUGGGACAGGCUUAACCAGACAGUCAAGGAAUUCCACCAGUCGCACAAAGACCUCAUGCUAGGAGCGUCUGUUGAGUUGGGCAACGGGCGCUUGCUGGCCAUCAUGAGCUUAAAGCGUGUGUCCAAUAUCUGCCUAAUUCGCAUCAUGCGGGACGUGGAGAAUGAGGCCUCAAUGAUGGAGUUAGCUGCGUACCGAGGGGCCAGUGGACAGACAGAGGCUUUCAGCGAGCUGGACCGGCUUGCCACAGUGGCCAGUGAGCACAUGGUUGAAGCUGCCCAGAGCUUCGAGCGAUAUUAUGACAACCUCAACUUGACGUGUUCAGAUGUGGCUUUGACCGUCACCGACUGGCAGCUCCUCAUGGCUGAAGCCUACGGCCUAUGCUCCCUUGCGCGCAAGGCUGUGGCCGAGUUCGUCUUGCAAGACCAAGGGGAGAUCUUGCCUGAUGUGCUGCAGCGGACAGCGACAGCUUUGGAGGACUCUUUUGUGAGCCUCAUGCUGGGAAGGUCUAUGCCUCACCUCCCAGCACAGCCCUCACAAGAAUUGUAUUCAGACGUUCGAAACCUGGACGGGUUGGUUCACAACUUCCUGGAUGCGGUUCGAGGUCAGACAUCCUCCGGGCUUUCCGGCUUGGCAUCUUCCGUCUGCAGUGCAGCAGACGGCCUUGGAGAGAAGUAUUUGCAAGGAGGCCUGGUCGCCGAUCCCGGCUGGCCUGGCCGCAGAGUGAGGGUGCUCUUCCAGCAGGCGGUGCGUGCCUACAAGGUUUAUAGUUCCAUGGUCCAGAACGAAGCCGCGGAAAUGUGGGCUGCCAUUGAGGAAUUCGAGAGUGCGCAUGCACAGCUCCUCUCCGGGGGUGGAGGCUUGACGGCAAUUUUGCCGGAGCGGCAAGACAUGCAGGCCCAGUGGGAUGCUAUUGAGGCAGUUUGGCCUGCUUAUAAACAGGCCGUGACCACCGGCGAGAGCACUGGACAGAUUGCGAUGACUUUAGGCCAAGUGCAAACUCAACUUCAGUCUGCAGUCGCCGUUUUCGACAUUCCUGAUGUUAUUGCCACAGAUACUUCACCUUGGAUCUUCGUGGCAACGUAUGGGGCAAUGGCCCUGAUCUUGCUUUGUUGCUCUGCGUGCGGUUGCUACAUGUACCGGGCUGCUAGCCGCAGCAAGGGUGUGAAGGGCAGCGGCACGGACUCAAUGGCCUCCCAGGCGUAA
Symbiodinium natans is the source of this 4377-nucleotide messenger RNA. The record is from the annotation of a GenBank genome assembly. Lineage: Eukaryota; Dinophyceae; Suessiales; Symbiodiniaceae.